CGUCAGGAUUAGGUGAGAGGGCACCGGGCACUGGGAGGGUGGCUGGAGAUGCAGACUUUGACAUGAAUGUAGUGGAGAAUUAAGAAAAAUUGCGGAAAAUGCCAGGGCGGACUGUGACAGAGGAUCUGAUGCAGGGCUGCAUGGACAAUAUUCCAUGUAUGCCCUCAUCAGCAAUCCGUGUGUUUUUCAGUUCUACCUUCACAGAUAUGACAGAGGAGCGCAAUUUAGUGAUGAGGACUGUUGUUCCUGAAAUUAAAUCUUUCUGUCAAGACAAAGACCUCACUUUUGAGGUUGUGGACAUGCGGUGGGGUGUGAGAGAAGAUGCGUAUGCUGAUCACCAGACCUGUGACCUCUGUAUCGCAGAAAUUGAAAAAAGCGAGCGCGCAUCUUUAGGCCCAAACUUUGUGGUGUUUGUCGGUGACAAGUAUGGAUCAAGACCACUGCCAAGUGCAAUACCUGUCACAGAGUUCAGACUUUUCCGGAGGAUUGCUUCGUGGAUGGACAUCAAAUUUGAGACUGUUGAGAAAUGGUAUCUCCUAGAUACGAACUCAGUACCACCUGUGUAUCAAAUUCAACCCAUCACGACUUUACUGCCAUACUUCAAUAACAUGAAUCCUGUCAACAAAACAAAGAGGCUUGUGCAUGUUCAAAACUGGGAGAGUGAUGAACGAAAUAUGAAAAAUGUGUUCCGAAAAGUGUCAGUCAUUGCCCUGGAUCAGAAGAAAAUCACAAGGGCAGCUUGUGAAAAGUACUUCAUAUCAGUGACAGAGUGCGAGGUGGAUAAAGGGAUCUACACGUACUCAAAACUGAAAGACCGUACCCUCUGCUUUGAAAGGACGCUGACCAGUAUCAACAUAGAAGAUUCUAUAGCCAAGCGUUUUAUCGACUUGUCUCCGGACGGUGAAAUUGACCCUGAAGCACGGGACCUGAGGGAAAAAAUGAAAUCUGAAAAACUUCGCGACUGCUUGCCAGAGUCCCAGCGGGUUCAAGACACCGUUUGCUGGUCAGACAAGGGCAUUGACCCGGAGAAUCCCGAACACGCCCAUUACUUGGAGACUUUUUGUGAGACUUUCAAGAAACUGUUGCUGGAACAGAUCAAACUGGCAAUAAGGGAAACGGCUGAGGACAAGAUCGAGAACGCUCUUUCUGCCGAAGUCGUGCGUCACAUGAUGCACUGCAAGCUCCGGAGUCAGUGUUUCUUUGGUCAAGGAGAGGUCAUCAACCAGACGUAUAAAAUGCUUCAUAAGAUAUUCAGAAUUAAAGGCAUGGGCCAAGAGGAGGAGGAAGAGGAUCAAGAAAAAGAAGAAAAUCCUGUGGAGAAAAGUGAUGAAAAGGAGGAAAGUAUGGAUGAGAAUGCCAAUGAAGAGGAUAACAAAAACGAUGAGGAUGUUGUUAAUGAAAGCAAUGAGGAACAAAAUAAUCUCAGUGUAAGGAGCAAUAAUGUUGAAGAAGACGUCAGAGAUGAUGAUGAGAGUAAACUGAAGGAAGAUGAGAAUGAUACAGAUGCUGACAAGGAUAUUCAAGACAAAGAGCAAGAUGAAGAUGAUGAUGAACAGAAACCUGAGCAAACUGAACACGAAAAAAAGGUACAAGAAAUAAUUGCUUCUGUCACAGCUCAUUACGAACGGUUGGGUGAGCGGGCUCCUACUUUCAGCAUCGGUGACCUUGCUGAUGACACAGCGUCGGACCCGACCAGAGACAUGAAACAAGAACUCAUAACGUUCGACAUGACCAAGAGGUACCGACGUCCUGUUGUCGUGACCGGCGAAGACGGCUGCGGUAAGACAACUAUCGUGGCCACAAUGGCAAGACUGCUGAAAACCUGGCACCCACCAGCAGUUCUCCUGAUUCGUUUUCUUGGUUCAACAGCUCGUUCAGAUAACGUCCGGAGCCUUCUCAUCAACCUCAUAGAAAACAUCUGGUCAGCCUACAACAUGAUCAGACCUACAGACAUAGACUUUGCUGAGGACGUUAUUUAUCUGGGUCAGUACUUGCAGGCGCUCAUGUGGAAAGUGAGCUGCGAGUCGAAACCUCUGUACAUACUUUUGGACUCUUUAGACUUUCUACAACCAGGAGAACAAGCUCAUGGGCUGGCCUGGCUACCAACAACGCUGCCUUUACAUUGUGGUGUUCUCGUGACUGUGGCAAAGACGAGCCAGGGCUGCCUGAAGAGCGCCAGGAGGAUUUUGCCGUUUGAGGCUCUCUUUAUUGAGAUCCCACCCUUGAGUGAAGAGGCCGCCGACAAAGUGGUCAGUGCCACUUUAAACAGGAACAGCCGAGAACUGGCAAGACCACAGAGGAACUUUCUCUUGGAGAAAUACCGAGAGUGGCCGAACCCCUUGUACCUGAAGCUGAUCACCGACCUGUCGAUGUCGUGGCGGUCCCACCAGCAGGUGAAGGAUCUCAUCCUGGGCUCCAACACAGAGCACGCCGUGAUUCACUUGUUCAUGUUGACCGAGAGGAACCACGGCAUCGUCCUCGUGUCCAAGGCCUUUGGCCUCCUGUCGUGCAUGAAGAGAGGUAUCCUGUACCAGGAGAUGGAAGACAUGCUCUCUCUGGCCGAUGACGUCCUUCAUGAUACAUACAUCCACCACCUCCCCCCCGACCCAGAACUCAUCCGCCUGCCCGGAUCCAUCUUGUCCCGCGUCCAUUCGGAUAUCUCUGAGUACCUGGCUAUGGCUGAUGAUGGGUUUGGUUCACUGAUCUCUUGGUACCACCCUCAGUUUAAGGAGAUUGCAAAGGAGAGAUAUGUAACAGACGAGUUACGAAGACCCCUGCAUCGCCUGGCAGCCCAGUACUUCAUGGGCUUCUGGCACCAGAAGGUCAAGCCUCUCAGGCUGGAUAAGGUCAAGACAGGAUGGUACCCCGACAACACCAGAGGGGUUCCAGAGCAGUCGUUGUACCUCAAGAACGGCAAGGCCAACGUACGGAAACUUGUGGAGCUACCACACCAUCUGGCCUGGGCUGGCAUGUGGAAAGACUUUCACCGAGAGAUAGUUUGCAAUGUGGAGUGGCUGGUUGCGAAAGUAAAACACGUUGGAGUGACCGACCUCAAGGCUGACCUCAUGAUGAUGUUGAAACACAGAGCUUCCCUCUCAGAGGAGGACGAUGUAGAUGAGGUGGACCUCUCUCCAGAGGAAGAAGAAGAAAAGAAGAAUGCUGAGGCCGCGUUGGAAGCGAAACCAGCCGACGAGGAGACGGAAGAAGAUCAGCAGGCAGAAGAGGAAAAGAGACCUGAAGAUGAGAUUUUGUUUCUGACGGAGAGCGGGAAACAAGACCCGACUGUGAAGGAGGAGGAGGUUGUGGAGGAGGAGAAGGAGGAGGAUCAGAGUGUGUCCACGAUCACAGAGGCAGAAUAUGUUCCCGAUCUGGUCACCGCUCUCAAAGACGUUGAGAUUCUGCUGGACAUCAUCAAUCUGGGUAUUGACAGUAUCCGUCAUGACGCCUACAGCUUGCCAGCACAGAUUAUAUGCCAUCUUGGAAAAGACAGACCAACAUCUCCAGGUCUGAGAAAACUGGUGACAGAUUCCUACAGGUGGAUCUCCGACAACCCCAUGCAGAUGUUCUGUCCUGUGGAUGCCUGUCUGGCUCCACCUGGGGAGAUGCUGCAGUCCACGUUCAAUAUAGACGUUGUCCUGCCUGAUUCAGACAGAGAGCACGACUACCCCAUCGAGCUUGACGCAGAUGAGAACCAGCUGUUUGUGAUCCAGCAGAACGUCCGGCGCACGGAUACGCUGAUCGUGCUGGACCUGAGCCAGGGCGGGGAGCGGGUCAUGAUAGAGGACACUAAGGCCUACGUCCACUCUUUCCGACUGAACGGGAACAAGAAGUUCCUAAUUCUGUGUGUCUACAAGAGUUUAGAUUCCUUCAAUCCCUCCUACAAAUACAAACUCUACGAUGUGGGACAGUUUUCCUCGUAUUUUUUGGAAAAAGAAGCUUCCUCCAUGGAUGUUACAAAUAAUGGUGACAUCGUGGCAUACGCGGAUGAACGCACCUGCUACAUCUGCUCCCCCAAGCGCGAGGAGCGGAGCCUGGAGAUCAUUUACCGCCUGCACCACACAGAGACCAUCACCAACAUCAGGUUCUCACCGGACGCCUACUAUCUCCUGACUUUCAACCCCGAGGACGCUUUUAGAGUGUGGGUUCCUCGCCGUGGAGAGUGCACCUUUGCCGUAGAAGCGGACCAGAAGAAGAAGAGUCGGUUUUCCCUGACGGAGACUUCGGGGAAAGUUGUGCACAUCACGGCAAACCAGCGGCUGCUGCAGGUAAUGUCCGACGUGAAGCAAAAGUCCACCCUCAAGAUCCACGACCUGUCCACUGGGAAUGUCCUGCAUGAGCUGAGCAGCCCAGAGCUGAGUCAUUUCUACCAGAUCGACUCCCUAGAUCUGGACGAGGGAGAAGAGUUUGUUCUAGUCUCCACACAACAAGUCGAAGUCGUGGGUGGGAACCGUUCAAAGUCAGCUCUCCUGUGGGAUGUUGAGACCGGCAAGCUAGUGUCGCGGGUCGGCAGCGAGAAGCCAUUUGACGCCACCAAAGUUCUCAUCAGCAACAACAUCGUCUACAUCCUGGCCUGCUUCUUCAAGGACACCAAUGUAUACGUGUACAGUGUCGGGCCAAGGCACAGGAUGCUGGCGGGGGCAAAACCAAUCAGGAAGAUUGAUCGACACAGCAAGUCAGUUCUGCAGCUGUUGCUGUGUUUCAGUGACACCGAAGCCGGGGGUUCGGAUCGACUGAUUUCUGUCGGAGCUGACAAUUCCAUAAAAAUCUGGGACUUGGAUCAAGUGCUGAAACCCGAAUCAAAGACAAAGAAAGUUGAUAUUGGCGCCUCAACAUGCCUUGCUUACACUAAAGAGUGUGAUGCCGUUUUCUUCGCCACGGACAAAGGCUUCAUCGUGCGGCACAGUUGCAAGGACGACUGCGAGAGGAAAACUCUGACCUCGGAGCUUGAGGGCGCGGUGCACAUCAUGCUCAUGUCCAAGAACGGCCGGUACCUCAUCGCUGCUGUCGGAAACAUGAUCUAUGUGUAUUAUCACGAAACAGGUGAACUGGAAUACUCCCUGGAGUCGUGCUGUGCUGGGAAGAUCAGCUGUAUGGCUGAGAACAACAAUGUCCUCAUUGCCGGCCACUCUGGCAUGGAAGGAAAAGGAAGGAUCUGGGAUCUCUCAAAUGGCAGGGCUCUGAAGGACGUGUCCUACCUGUAUUCCUUUUAUGAGACAGCUGUCAACCCAAGGGGCACACAGUUUGGCAUCACCAUGUUUGAGUACCCUAUCAUGAUUGAUGUGUUCGGGAGUGGAGCGGAGCCCAGCAAUAUCUCCAUGGAGCAGGUGGACUCCAUGAUGUCGCCGUGUACACACUUGGCCUUCAGUCAUGACGGAGCCAUGCUGGCCUCAGCCAGUAAAGACGGGAGGAUAAGAGUCAUCGAUACGGAAACAGGAAGAUAUUUACACACCAUGAUGCAACAAUCGUGCAUCACCGCCAUGCUGUUCUCCUGGGACAACCAACUCCUGUACACAGCCGGCUACCGCUCCGUCUACCUGUGGUGCAUCGGCCCCGAGCACUCGCCGGAGAAGCAAGGAAGUCUGGAGGUCAAGCUGACGCGACAUGCCAACUUCAUCACGUGUAUGCAGCUGCUCCGAGAUGACCGCUACCUCGUGACCGCCUCCCUGGACAAAACCAUCGUGCUGUGGAGCCUGAAGACGCGCACCGCUAUCUGCUCCUUCCGCACUCACAAUCCGGUGGACACCAUGAAAGUGGCGGCAGAUCUCUCCAGCAUUUCCUACAUCCCCGACCGAUCGUCCAACGUUGCUGUGCUCAUGCUGAACAAGACUGGUCAGGAGGUUCUGUCCGGAGUACCUAAGGUUCCCGUUCCUCCCAAGGUGAAGAAAGCUCAGUCUGUGGCUUUCACCUUUUCAAGCCAGCAAGUGACCACAAAGACAUCCACUGCUUGUUCUAUUUUAUAACAAUGCAUUUCCUGCCCGUAAAUCAAAAACUCAGUUUGUUGAAUUUACUUUUGUAAAUUCCUCAAGUUGCAUUAUUCAGCCGAGAUUUUACAAUGUUGUAUUCUCACAUAAAGUGCUUAUUGGAACUUUUUGCCCUGGUACAAUAUGCCUUCCCUAAAAAUAUCACAUACUAUUUAUAUUCAAACUUGAGAUUGGACCAUUUGAACUUUAUACAUAAUGUGCAUUGCUAUUUCACUCCUUUCACCAGUCAAAGUAAAAAGGUACCAACAAAAUGUUCGUCACUUUAAAAAGAUUUUGAACCAAGCCGUUUCGUAGAUUUUCCUUCUUGUAAUGAUAUUCAGCUUGUCAAAAAACGUUGUUUGAUUGUUGUUGAAGGCAGAUUGUUUUAAAAAUAUUGUGAUCUUUAUAUUCAUUUUCACAUGUGGGUUUUUUUCCCUGUGUGUUUCUUGUAUCAUACUGAUUUCCAAGCUCAAACUGUGAUACUUUGUAUUGCUUUAAAUUAUAUAAUCUGUGAUGGGCAUGAAUAACCCUGUCAAAAAGGCAAGGAACUACAGAAUUAAUCAGCAUUGUAAAAUCAAUGUUAUUUACCUGAGAAAAAAAUUCUCUAAGCACCAAGGCUAUAAAGGAAGAGGAAGGCAAUGCAAAAGGUGGAUUGAGGGUGUCGAGGAAACC
Aplysia californica (California sea hare) is the source of this 6632-nucleotide messenger RNA. RefSeq lists its product as uncharacterized. Lineage: Eukaryota; Metazoa; Mollusca; Gastropoda; Aplysiida; Aplysiidae. The coding region runs from base 99 to 5960 and encodes 1953 amino acids. The transcript has 24 exons. Gene Ontology annotation, molecular function: protein binding. The record is from RefSeq and is a predicted model, not a curated record.